This is a messenger RNA of Meloidogyne enterolobii, 668 nucleotides long. The record is from the annotation of a GenBank genome assembly. Lineage: Eukaryota; Metazoa; Nematoda; Chromadorea; Rhabditida; Meloidogynidae.
UUAGGACAAACAUAUUUAAAGACGACGAAAAAAUAUUUUUUAUACCAAAAAACGGAAAUAAUGGUUAAUCAACUUUUACAAGAUAAUGUGGACUUUUUGAAAAUAUUAGCCCGAACAAAGUCAGGUAGAAAACAAAGAAGAUUGUUAAGAUUAGCAACAACAUCCCAGCUUUUAGCAUUAACUGAGAUUUGUUUAAAUAUAGUAAAAGAAAGAUUUAAACUUACAAAUCGACAAAAGAAACGGCUGAUACCUUAUACAGAGUUUGUACGUCAUUUGAGUCGAGUAAGGAGCGAAAGAGGUGCGCGUCAUGUUCUUAAUCAGAAGGGUGGAGGUGUAGGUGUUUUCGCAGCGCUUUUAACUCCUGUACUACUGGAAAUUGCAAAGAGUAUAUAUAAAAACGAUAAUUCCACGAAUCAAACUAUUUAAAAAAUGGCAAAUAAAUUUAUUUUAGUCCCUGAGGAUUUAUACAAAGGGCUUACAACACAUGACAGUGGUGAACCUAAUUUAGAUUUUGUGCGUAGGGAUCUUGAGAAGGUAAAACGAAAAAAACAGACUCCCAAUGCAAAAAAUGUUAAUUAUAAUCAAGAAUUGAGAAGGUAUUUAAAAAUGCGACAUGAGCAACAAAAUAGACCAGUUAAGGUAGAGAUGGUAACAAGUUCAAAAGGUAU